Uloborus diversus is the source of this 576-nucleotide messenger RNA. RefSeq lists its product as uncharacterized. The record is from RefSeq and is a predicted model, not a curated record. NCBI's taxonomy places the organism in Eukaryota, Metazoa, Arthropoda, Arachnida, Araneae, Uloboridae. The coding region runs from base 1 to 576 and encodes 191 amino acids. The transcript has a single exon.
AUGAAGAAUUAUAUUGAGAACGAUCAAGUUGAAAUCGCCCCUUCAAAUGUAAAUAACGAAAAAGAGUUUUAUUUACCUCAACAUGCUGUUAAGAAAAUUAAACAAGAAUCCACAAAAUGGCGUGUUGUAUUUAAUCCUUCUUCACGAAUGCCCAACUCAUUUUCAUUAAAUGACGCGUUGGAAAUAGGAUCUAAUUUAUUACCAGACAUUUUGUCUGUUCUGUUACGUUUUAGGCUACACGAACAAGCUUUAACCGGCGAUGGUACACAAGCAUUUUUACAGCUCUCCCUGGAUGAGCGUGAAAGAGAUGCCACUCGUUUCUUUUGGUUUCAAACGGUCACUACACCUCAAGGUCUAGAAUUUUCAAAAGAUGAAGUUGUAACUUAUCGUUUCCAACGUCUUCCGUUCGGUCUCGGUUGCAGUCCUUUUUUGCUCUCGUCUACUUUACGAGAACUAGCAACGAUUCAUAAGUCAGAAUUCCCUUUUGCAGCAGCAGAAGUACACAAAAAUUUCUACAUGGACGACAUUCUUUCCAGUACACAAAAUGAAGAGGACAUUGUAGCAUUAUAUCGUUAA